CGCCUGCGAUACCUUUCAAUUUUCAGUAGAUUGUCAGUUUUUUGGUGACUGCAAAAAGAAAUCCGUAAAAUUUUGAGUCCUCUUGUAUUUUAGCGCUUCAUGCCUUUCAUUUAAGCUUGGUUUUAUUUUAUAUAAUUUGGAAAGUCGUUAACUUAUAACAGAAAAGUAUAACCAGUUCAACAAAUCCUAAAAUAUUCAUAUUUUUGGCCAUCAUGCAGAACGGUUCAUUGAUUCGAUCGAUGCCAACAUACUCGCAGCUUGGAGGGAAGUAUGUAUCCCAGAUGGAACGUGUUACUUCGGUGCUAUUUGACAAGCUACGUAAACGUCUAGGCGCAAGAACUGCAACAAAAGAUACACAUGGAAUUUCUAAGUAUUCCCGUAAUCUCCGAUAUUUUGGAGGGAAUGGGAUUCCCCAGAAAUUCCAAAAAGGAACUCUUAGACAAUAUGCUCCCAUCACGGACCAAGGACAAAAUAGUAGCUAUAAAUCAUUCGGGGCUAAGAAUUUGAAUCAGCAAUGGAGAAUGACUUCUGCAAAUUUGUUUCGUCAAACUAUAGUGCCAGUUGCUUAUGUUGUUCGGAUGGCUUAUGUCCAAACUUUGUCAAAUAAUCUAUCGUAUGGACAACUUGAACAAGCCGGGCAAAGUGUCUUUGAUCCGGAAGCGCAAGCAGCUUCUGCAGUAUUUGCCUUUUUACCUUACAUGACACCACCUACUGAUGGACACGUUAUGGUAAUGAGACGAAUGCGCAAUCUAAGGGCGUUAAGGGCUUUAAAAUGUCCAGUGGAUCGUUUGCGGAAACCACGGAAAUCUCGUUCCAGAGUCGCUGCAUCCUAUGGAUAUCAGCUGAUCAACAAACCAAGGGCACCCUUCUAAUAUGUCGUCUAACCAGUUUUCGUUUGAAUACCAUAACUACCGAACCCUUUUAUUUCAAAAAUAAGUGUUGACAAAUUGAGCAUUUGAAGGAGAGAAUAAUCUUGCUCCCUCAUUUGGGACUCUCAACUAUAAAUUGGGUGAAGAAAUCGUGUAGACAAAAUGUUGUAUUGGGAGAGGUUCUGGUAUUUUGCUGAAACGUUUUUGCUGCAGGCAACCUCGUUAAUGAUGUCUGCGUUUAUAUUUAUUGUAGACUUUAGUACAUGUGAUAAAUAUUUAUUUGAAA
Molecule: messenger RNA, 1155 nt
Organism: Hermetia illucens (black soldier fly)
Lineage: Eukaryota; Metazoa; Arthropoda; Insecta; Diptera; Stratiomyidae
Exons: 2
Coding region: 213-872 (219 amino acids)
Source: RefSeq, a predicted model, not a curated record